Messenger RNA from Candida tropicalis MYA-3404, 2943 nucleotides. RefSeq names its product phosphatidylinositol phospholipase C (gene PLC1). NCBI's taxonomy places the organism in Eukaryota, Fungi, Ascomycota, Pichiomycetes, Serinales, Debaryomycetaceae. The coding region runs from base 1 to 2943 and encodes 980 amino acids. Gene Ontology annotation, biological process: phosphatidylinositol-mediated signaling; lipid metabolic process. The transcript has a single exon. The record is from RefSeq and is a predicted model, not a curated record. Gene Ontology annotation, molecular function: phosphatidylinositol-4,5-bisphosphate phospholipase C activity.
AUGUCACAAAGUUUGGCUCAUCCAAUUGAAGAACGACGUAAUUCAAUCGAUAGUGCGGGAGAGCUCAGUCCAUCUGAACUACAUUAUUCAUCUUGUGAUCUGCCCCCACAUCCUGGUUCAAUUCUACGAAAAUCAUCAUCAUCUCCUAUACAGUCAGAUCUACCAAAUAUUUAUAGUAAUCUUCGAGCUAUUGAUACUGAGCCACCUACCAAAUCAAGUCAUGGACGCAAUAUUCUAAAGAAAUUACUACGAAUAAACGGAUCUUCUGAUAGCAUCGGUGAUCAGCCUGCGGCAUCUACUCCCUCGACAAAUGGAACCACAACAUCAACACCAACAUCAUCGUCGUCGUCAUCUUCGUCAAAGGGUUUAAAACGAGGUAAAAGUAUUCAAAGAAGUAAGGCAUUACAGCAUACUGAUUCUGAUGUGGAGUACUUUGGGGAACAGGUUGACCUACAUCCAGAUAUAUCCAAAUCUAUAGGUCAUAUCAAGAUUUCGCCUACCUUUAGCAAUGAAGGUUUACCUUUACUUAAAGUUUCUCACAAAUCAAAGAAAAGAAUUCUUUUUUACAUCGACCCUACCAGCUUUAAAUUCACCUGGAGGGUUGCAACUGGAUCUAAUAUUGGAAGUGCAUCCAGCCCAAAUACACCCAUGACGGCUUCCCUUUCAUCAAAUUCAGCUGGUACAAACGGUAGUGGUAGUAAUGCUAGUGGUGGUACUCAUAGAUUGUCUAUAUCUGCUGGACGCUCACUACAUGAGUUCAAUAUUGAUGACAUUAAGUCUGUUUACAAACAAAAGCAUGGCAGUUCUUACCGAGAAGAAUUGCGUAUCUCACAAGAGUUUGAAAAUAAAUGGAUAACUAUUAUUUAUUUUAAUCACAAGAAAGGGACUUUGAAAUCACUACAUUUAAUUGCGGAUUCUGAACAUGACUUCAAGAAACUAAAUACGGCUGUGCAGAAUUUAAGAAAUUUAAGGUUUGAGUUGGCAAAGGAAUUUUUAAUUGAUUUGAAUAAUCUUAAUGAAAAUUAUAUGAAAGUGAUACUAAAUGAAGAGCUUCAAAGUCAGCAGCAUAGUAAACAAAUAAGAGAAUUUCUUUCAUUUAAUGAUAUUCUUAAGUAUGUCAAAAGAUUAAAUAUCAAUGUCAACACCAAUCAUUUGAGACAGAUUUUUGACCAAGCAUCCCAGAGCGGUGGUGAUGGUACUUUUGAACAUGGGUUGAAUUUUGAUCAAUUCAAGCGGUUUGUGUUCAUAUUAAAGGAGAGAAAGGAUGUCCAAAGCAUUGUUGAAGAUAAAAGUCAUGGGAAGAAAUACAUGAGUUAUGAUGAUGUAAAGAAGUUUAUCAAACACACACAGAAAGAUGACUUUGAUAGCGAAUCUAUACAACAGAUUUAUGACAAGUUUUGCAAUGAAGACGGUGUCUGGACCGCUGAAAGUUUAAACGAUUUUCUUAUGUCAAGUUAUUCUAAACCAUACCGUAAUUUUGAAUCAAAGCAUUACUAUGAACAUCCGUUGAACGAAUAUUACAUUUCAUCAUCACAUAACACGUAUUUAACUGGUCGGCAAGUUGUUGGAGAAUCGUCAGUUGACGGGUAUAUUCGUGCAUUGCAACGUGGAUGUAAAUGUGUCGAGAUAGAUAUUUGGAAUGGUGAUGAUCCCAAUGAGUCUGAACCGGUGGUCAAUCAUGGGAGAACUUUUACCAAGUCAAUUGGAUUGACUAACGUUAUUAGAACAAUAAAGAAAUUUGCAUUUAUAACUUCUCCCUUCCCAGUCAUUUUAAGUUUGGAAAUUCACUGUUCGGGACCAAGUCAAUUGAAAGUAGUUGCAAUCUUGAAGGACAUUCUAAAAGAGGAUUUGAUUCUUGCUCCAAUUGAUGACAUGCCAGUCUUGCCAUCACCUAAUGAUUUACAACACAAGUUCAUUGUGAAAGUAAAGAAAACAACUGCAUUUGAGAAUUUAAUUGAAAUGGAUAAUGGAAGUUUCACUUCCACUACAAGUACAUCAACAUCUACUUCCACUUCCCAAAGUGAAGACAACGGAACAAACAGUUCUUCUAAAUCCACGUCGAUAAUACUCCGAAGAAAGAACAAAACACCCAAAGUAAUCAACGAAUUAAGUGAUUUAGGUGUUUAUGCCCAGGGUUUGAAAUUUAGAAACUUUUCUUUGCCGGAAUCCAAAACGUACAACCAUUGUUUUUCAUUAGGUGAAAAGACUAUCAAUAGAAUUCUCAAGGACGAAUCUACCAAGAAUCAGUUAUUAAAGCACAAUAGAAAGUUUUUGAUGCGUGUUUAUCCUGGUGGCACAAGAAUAAAUUCAACGAAUUAUCUGCCACUUCCAUAUUGGGGAGUAGGAUGUCAAUUGGUUGCCACAAAUUGGCAGACUAUGGAUCAAGGACAAUUGCUAAAUUUGGCUAUGUUUUCAUCGAAUUCUAAUAAAGGUUAUAUUUUGAAAUCUAGUUCCCUUAGAAGACCAAUAUUAUCAUCAAAACUUCCAACAUUCAUUCAAUCAAAAUUAACAAAAUCAAAGUUCAAUUUUGAAAUCAUAAGUGCACAUCAAUUACCUAAACCUAAGACAAAAGAAGAUACAACACCGCCAAAUAUUUUUAUAACGUUUGAAAUAAUUGGUGCUGAUGAUAUUAAUUGGAAAAGUUCAAGUAUUCCUAAAACUACAAAAAUAGUUGCCCAAAAUGGUUUCAAUCCAAUUUUUAAUGCAAAAUUCAAUGGUGUUAUGACACUUCAAAAUGAUUUAGUAUUUAUGAAAUUAGUAGUUUAUGCGACUACAUCAGCAUUAAAUCCUGAUCUUGGUGAACUGACUCCAAUUGGUAUUUCAGUAGUUAAAAUUGAUCAUCUUAAAAAAGGUUAUCGUUGCCUUCCAAUUUAUGAUUUAUUAGGUGAACAAUUGCUUUAUUCUUCACUUUUUAUGUAUAUAGAUUAUGAAGAUUUUCAAUAG